AUGUGGUGGAGUAGUAUUCAAGUUAAACAAAAUUGUUCUCAAAAGGAAAAGGAUAAUUGUUUUAUAACAAGAGCUGCUUGGUUAUCAUCGGAAUUGAAUGUACAUUGUUUAACAGCAAUAAUCAUUUUAGAAUCUGAAGGACGUUUACCAUCUGAUGCAAUUAAUACACAUCUUUUUACCAGUCAACCUUGUGAGACGGCAUUCCGCAGCGCUCGGGCAUAG
Molecule: messenger RNA, 222 nt
Organism: Rotaria sp. Silwood2
Lineage: Eukaryota; Metazoa; Rotifera; Eurotatoria; Philodinida; Philodinidae
Source: the annotation of a GenBank genome assembly